Molecule: messenger RNA, 1265 nt
Organism: Setaria italica (foxtail millet)
Lineage: Eukaryota; Viridiplantae; Streptophyta; Magnoliopsida; Poales; Poaceae
Product: GDSL esterase/lipase At5g45910
Exons: 5
Coding region: 32-1117 (361 amino acids)
Molecular function (GO): hydrolase activity, acting on ester bonds
Source: RefSeq, a predicted model, not a curated record
CGACUACGAUCGACCUCCCUGCUACCAUGCGAUGAAGCUGCUCUGCGCCCUCUCGGUUCUCCUCCUCGCGUCCGCGGGGGCCGUCUCCUCCUCCCUCCCCGUCCGGCGCUAUGGCUCCAUCUUCAACUUCGGCGACUCCUUCGCCGACACCGGCAACGACGUCGUCGUCUUCGCCGCGCACUCGCUCGCCAACCCCUCAUCUCGGCCUCCCUACGGCAUGACCUUCUUCGGACACCCCACGGGCCGCAACUCCAACGGACGGCUCGCCAUCGACUUCAUAGCGGAGGAGCUGGGGCUCCCGCUCGUGCCGCCGUCGCUGGCGCACAACGGUAGCUUCCGGCAAGGCGCCAACUUCGCGGUGGCGGGCGCCUUCGCUCGCGACGCCAGUUUCUACAGAGACAUCCCCCUCGUCGGCCCGCUCGCUCUCAACACCAGCUCCGGCGUGCAGCUGCGGUGGUUCGAAUCGCUCAAGCCGUCGCUGUGCCACCCCGCCCAAGAGUGCAAGGGCUUCUUCCACAAGGCCCUCUUCUUCAUGGGAGAGUUCGGCGUCAACGAUUACAGCUUCUCCCUUUUCGGGAAGAACCUGUCGCAAAUCAGGUCCUUCGUCCCAGACGUGGUCAAAACCAUCUCGACGGCGACUGAGAGAGUGAUCACUCAGGGGGCGAAGACGGUGGUCGUCCCCGGGAUCCCGCCGAUGGGAUGCUCACCGCUAAACCUAGCCAUGUUUCCCAGCGCCGAUCCGGCAGGCUACGACCCACGGGCCGGCUGCCUGAAGCAGCUCAACGACCUGGCCAUUUACCACAACUCGCUGCUUCAGGAGGCCAUCAAGAAAGUCCAAACCAAGCACAGAGAUGUCAAAGUCAUCUAUGCCGAUUUCUUUAGUCCUAUCAUUGAUAUCGUUGUCUCCCCUCAAAAGCUAGGGUUCAGGGGAGAGAUUCUGAGUAGCUGCUGUGGCAAAUACAACUUCAACGUCAGCGCCGGAUGUGGCAUGCCGGGGGCGACGGUGUGCCAGGAUCCAUCAUCCUAUUUGUAUUGGGAUGGUGGCCACUUCACGGAGGCAGCCUACCGAUACAUUGCCAAGGGCUGGCUAAACACCAUAAACAAUUACCAUGCCUAGCUAGCAUGCAGAUGUGAGAUAAUUGACGAUCGAAUAAUGGGGAUAUAUGUUUCCUUAAAAAGAUGAUGGGAUCUCACAUGUAUUCAAAAUUUCAAAUACUUGUAACCUAAUCCGACAUUAUGCGCGAAUAAGAAAACUACAUAUUAAA